Molecule: messenger RNA, 1290 nt
Organism: Sphaerulina musiva SO2202
Lineage: Eukaryota; Fungi; Ascomycota; Dothideomycetes; Mycosphaerellales; Mycosphaerellaceae
Product: HSP20-like chaperone
Exons: 1
Coding region: 244-1161 (305 amino acids)
Biological process (GO): protein complex oligomerization; response to salt stress; response to hydrogen peroxide
Source: RefSeq, a predicted model, not a curated record
GUGUCUACCUAUUCUGCCAGCUACUUCUCCUACCUUCUAUGCCUUUCACCUGCUUUCUUCAUCCUUCCACGCUCGUGCAAAUCAUGGUUCGCGUGGCUGACGAAACAGCAUACGUGCUAUAUCGUUGCCUGCCAGCUUGCCUGUCGGCCGGGGUGGUCGUCCUACGUGGUAAGUGUGUAUAAGAGUGUGCCUCUCCGGUUCUUCAAACCUCUCAUUUUCUCUCCCAUCCACAUCACAAUCGUCAUGCCUUCAGUCCACUACUACAACCAGACUGGUCCCUUUUGGGACUUUGUCGCCAAUCUUGAGCAACAAGGCGCCAGCCGUGGUGCCGAAGCAUCCGACAACGAGAACGAGCAUGAACAUGAGAGAUCAAAUCCAUGGCUUCAAGACUGGGUAGGCUUCCCUUGGGGGCCUAUGGCUCACCAUGGCAGACACCAACGCGGACCACCACCACCACACCACCAUCACCACGGUCAUCCCUCUCCACCAAGUCCGCCCGCUCCACCAGCAGAAGGUGAGGCUGGAUCAUCUGAAACCAAGGAUCCCACGCAGCCCUUCUCCGAUUCUGAGAGCGAAAGCCAAGCACAUCACGGACGACACAAUCACGACCACCAUGGUGCAGGCGCACGAGGCGGUCGAUGCGGAGGCGGCCGUGGUCAUGGCCGACCACGAGGAUUUAGCGGUCGCGGCGGCCGACGAGGAACCCACGGUGGCACGUUCGGUCCCUUUGGUCCAAUAGCCGGAAUCUUCCAUGAGCAACUCUUCGGCAAUGACAACAAGAAAGAGAACAAAGCCGCCAAAUCCGGAGACUUCACCCCGGAAGUUGACGUCUUCGACACCACCGACUCCUUUGUCAUCCACACUAGUCUUCCCGGAGCCAAAAAGGAAGACGUCGCAGUCAACUGGGACGCCGAGAAAUCCGAGCUCAGCAUCGCGGGAGUCAUGUAUCGCCCCGGCGACGAAGAACUCUUGAAGACUUUGGCUUUAGACGAGAGAAAAGUCGGAGCCUUCGAUCGCAAAGUCCGAUUGGGAAGCAGAGCAAACCCGGCACAGGUGGAUGUCGAUGGUAUCACAGCGAGAUUGGAGGAUGGUGUGUUGAGAGUGGAGGUGCCGAAGUUGGAUGCGGGAUAUGUGGAAAUUAAGAAGGUGGAUAUUGAGUAGGCAAAAAAGGGCUGGCUGGGGUAGUUUGGCUACCUGUAGGGCAAGAUUGAUAAUCAGAAGAGGGGCAUCGGGAAUGAAAGACACAAGAUAAUGAAAAAUUCCAGUAACGAUUUAAUGAACAAUUUUUCC